Molecule: messenger RNA, 19932 nt
Organism: Paramuricea clavata
Lineage: Eukaryota; Metazoa; Cnidaria; Anthozoa; Malacalcyonacea; Plexauridae
Source: the annotation of a GenBank genome assembly
AAACAUUAUGUCCUCGACAGAUUCGUUUACAGGGACUCUUCAAAGUAUAACAACUUCUCCUGAAAAAACCAACGUGUUCUCGCAAGUUCCGACCGAAAAGCCCUUUCACUACACGUAAGUAUGCAUUGGUUUGUAAACCAUUGCUUUCCCAUGGCUAAUUUUGCUUCUGCUUUCGUUUCACUCGCAAGGUACCUGAAAGAAUUUCGUGUCGAGCAGUGUCCCCUGUUUCUGCAGCACAAAUGUACGCAGCACAGGCCGUUUACUUGCUUCCACUGGCAUUUUAUGAACCAGCGAAGACGUCGGCCAAAGAAAAAGCGGGAUGGAGUCUUCAAUUAUAAUCCAGACGUGUACUGUACUCAGUACGACGAGACAAGUGGAAUGUGUCCGUCCUCAGACGAGUAAGUCGUCACACAAACUUUACACAAAUUUCUACCACUAAAACAACGCUAUACUUUCACGUAAAGAAAGACACAACACUAUGGAAACUUAAAGCGUUCUUUAAUGAACUUAAAAACCUUUUUUAUGUUGUUUAGCUGUCCGUAUUUGCAUCGUGUAGCUGGCGACGUCGAAAGGCGCUACCAUCUUCGUUACUACAAGACAGCAAUUUGUGUUCACGAAACGGACUCGAGAGGGUUCUGUGUUAAAAAUGGCCCGCAUUGCGCCUUUGCACACGGGCCACACGAUAUAAGACAACCUGUGUACGAUAUUCGUGAACUACAGGCGAUGGAAAGGGACGAAACACCGACGGAAUUAGGCUUACAAGCGCCUGAUAGCAAAGUACAACUAGACGACCCUCGAUGGCAAGGUCUGUAAAAAUUUAAAAACCUCGCUCUUUUUCGUAAACAAACGAUUAAAUCUCGCUUCCCUGCUGUAAAAAAAUUGGCAAGCGUUCAGAAAGCCAUAGAAUUAGCCCAAAGGUCCAGUAGUUUCUUGGCAAAUUCUACAUGAAAACGCUGAUUUUUGGAACUUAUUUACGAGGCAAAUCUAUUUGUUUGUUUCAAAAUUCCAACACAACUGGUACUUUUGGGCAAAAUAUUUAGCAAAGCAUUUCAAGAUUGCGUUCGUUAUCCGCUUGUAUUUUGCUCAAAAAUAUAGCCAGCUAAGCGAUAAUUGUCUGAAAAGGAUUUUAAAGGCCCAGUCGGAUCGGAUGUGUAAGCCGGAUAUACUUCUGAUGCGAUAAAUCGCACGUAUUAUUUAAUUGAUGUGCCAUGGUGGCAAUUUCAACAUAUAAUUCAUUUGACAAACCCAAGGGUUACUUGUACAAUGGGUACAUGUAUUUUUAAUGAGUGUUUUCUACAAAUUUGCUAACAAAACUGAAAAAGCCCUGAGUCAAUUGGAGUGGAAUUUUAAUAGGUUGGCUCAGUUUUAUAGUUGCUCAUAAAAUUUUAUGGUGGCUUAUCUGAUUUUCCUUGAUUAUUUUUAGCAGGGUCAGGGUUAAGAUUAAUUGCCCCAGGCGAUGUUAUUAUAAUAUUGUCUCUGAGGAAAUCCUCUUUUCAGACAAUAUAUGUCUUGAAAUAAAUUAAUUUGAAUAUGGGUAUGUCAUGGGUGGAUUGUAUGUGGUGGUACUGUUUAUAAUCAGAUGACGAUGCUACAAUGCUACUAAUAGUCGACUUCCUCUGUUGUACUAUAUUGACUUAGUAUGACAUAUGCUGGAUUGAAAAGAGACAGAGAAAGCGACAAGUGUUAAAUAUUGGCUACAAAAAUUGACAGAUAUAUCGGUCCAACUGUUCAAAAUUUCUCCCUUGCUUGUUUUUUGCGAGCAUGUUUAUUUAUAUUACGAUCGUCAGGACAGCUCUUUAAGGGGGGAAGCAAUUUCACAAGGAGAACAAUAGCUUCAUAAGUGGCAGACACAAUGCAGGGCUGUUGUCCCCAAUAAUUUCCAAAAUUUUCCAAAAUUCUGUGAAUGUUUGCAGUGUAAUCAAUUAACUCCCAAAACUCUUCUCUUGAUAAGUAAAAUUGGCUCACAUUAGCCAGGGUAGGUGCAUUAAUUCCCGUACAAGAAAUCCAAUUGGAAUUCCUACAGGAAUUGCUAUUGGAAAUUUGCCCAAAUUCCAGUUGGAAACAAUUGGAAUUCCAAUGGGAAUUUAAAUUUUCCUAUUGUAAUCCAUUGAACUUCAGACAGAAAAAAUCACUCCAAUUGGAAAUUUGCCCAAAUUCCAGUUGGAAACAAUUGGAAUUCCAAUGGGAAUUUAAAUUUUCCUAUAAUGUAAUCCAUUGAACUUCAGACAGAAAAAAUCACUCCAAUUGGAAAUUGGCCCAAAUUCCAUUUGGAAUUUCAAUUCCAAUUGGAUUUUUUUGUAUGGAUAAUUUACCGUAAUUCGGACACUUUGUAGCUUAACCCAUUGAGUGGCAGCACUCCCAUGACGAGUAAAAUUGUCUGGCAUUAGACAGAGUAAAAUAAUCAAGUAGGGCACAUCUGAGUCUCAGCAUUGCCAAAGGGUUAACAGGUGGGGGAUAAUUUCUGUAAGGACAUCCCUUAUGAAAAAUCCCUGUAGGAAUUUGUAUAGGAAGUUUGGAUUCCUAUAUAGGAAUUUCUACGGGAAUUUCCAGAAGUUCCUAUAAGAAUUCUUAUUGGAAAGUCAAAACUUCCUGUAUAGGAAUUCCUAUAUAUAUACAUAUAUAUAGGAUAAAUUUUUGAAAAACCCCAAGAGCUUAGCCUAAGUACACAAAUAAAAGUAAAUAUUGCAGAUUUCAAGAGAGCUUCGGAUUGGCAGGGAUGUAAAUACAUGAAAAAUACAAGGAGGACUUCAAUGUUUUGAAUGCACUUUAUUUGGAAGUUAGUGUGUGGACGAAAAGCUCUCCUUGUAUUUUUCAGGUAUUUGUAUCCAUAUCAAUCUGCAUCAUUCUUAUUAUUGGCACUACUUACAUAUCGCACAGACCGUUUAUGAUUGUAUUGCAGAAUUCUCCAUUUUUUUUACUCCAGAGUGUCAUAUCCAGCAGUUAUUUGCAUCGGAGCACCGAAACGUGUUUUCCUGCUUUGCAGGUGUUUAAAGCAGGCGUUUGGGUGGUUCUGCAUGGCUGAAUAAAACCCCGGCAAUGCGUUUCAAAUAAAACAUAGUGAAGGCCCUUUGACGGGAAGUUAGUCAGGAUGGGAUAUUAUUUCAAACUUAUUAUAUGUAAUCAGGGUCUGAAAUUUGCAGUAUCCUGAUAUCCAUGGGAUAUUAAAACUAUGAAUGACUUGCAUACAAAAAAAUUUCCGGAAACAUCAUAAUUUUCCGGACAUACAAAAAUUUUUCCCAGAAUACAAAUAUUUUUCCCAACAUAUCGUAAGUUUUUCCAGACAUAUUAUUUGUUAACUUUUUCCGUCAUUUUUUGUAAAUUUUGUAAAUUUUUGCUACAACUAUUACUAUUUAUUCCGAUCCACUCAAAUAUUUUCGCUCACCAUGAAACCAAUUUCUCGAUAAAUUCGAAAACAAUUUGCCGAGUCUAGCAGACAUUUGCCAAAUCUGUGAUGAAAGGGGGUGUCACACACCCCUCCUCUAGCUAUGCCCCUGAGUUUGCCACCAGCCUUUCCUCAUUUUUCCUGUAAUCACUUUAUCUAUUGCACAUGUUUUGUCAUUUUUGUUGACAAGACACUGAAUAAUGAGUAUAUGACAAUUGAUUUCAAUUAGUGCCAUGCUUAAUGACCCUGUCCACGAAAAUGGGUGACCACACCGGCAGUACUUUUUGUGCAGCCAGUUUUGACACGCUGGCUAAAAGUCUGUUUUAGGCCUCAGUCAUAAUAUAUCAUGUACUUAAAUCUACCCUCAUUUAAUACUUUUCUCACUAUUUUUAUCUCAUUUUAACUAUAGAUACAAGUUAUGUGUUGGCACAUUAUAAAACAGAGCAAUGCAAGAAACCCCCAAGGCUAUGUCGUCAAGGUUAUGCUUGUCCACAUUUUCACAAUGCAAGAGAUUGCCGAAGAAGUCCUAGAAAAUUUAGAUACAGGUUUGUAAUGCAAAAUUAACCAAUUAGGCCAAAAAAGAAAUACCUGUGUUUCCUAUUUCUCAUAGGCAGGGUAGGUCCGAGUUUUUUUUCAUAAACUUUUUUUAUAAAUGCUUAUGCAUGAUAAUGAUAUUCCACAUCAAUUGCAGCAGCACAGAGGGCACAAACAUUCAUUAAAUGUUACAUCAAUUUUGGAACAAACAAGUUAUACUUUUAGCUACGGUAAUACAAAGCUAACACUAUAUGCACGAACUGGGUACGAAAAUGUGCUCCCAGCUCUUUGCGAAUUAAAUUUCAGAUAAAAAGAUUAGGGUUGGUCGGUAUAGGGCCUAAAAAAAUACCUGUGGUUCCGGUUCCUGACCAACCCUAUUUUUUCUGCCGACCCUAUUAUUUUUUCAACACGAUUGACCGUGUGACCCUAUUUUCUCUGGAUGGUGGUUGCGGGCUGCUCAUACAGCGUGCCAAAAUGGUGUCUGUUGUCACACUAAUUAUUGAACCAAAUUGCCUAAAUCCGUCCAUAGGAAAUAUGCAUCUCUAGUUAAUAUUGAUGUCGGAACUCUGCUGAAAAUCGCCCAGCAAAAAACUGCCAAAACCAUGAAAAAAUAUUCAAAAAAGAAUUUAUUUCCGACCUACCGACCCUAAUUUGUUCAUGAUAUGAAACUGGAACCACAGGUAUUUUUUUAGGCCUAGGUUUGGGAACCUAGAAACCCAGGUUUUUCCCUUUAUAAGGGACAAACUAAUGCUUAUUACCUGUAAUGAAAAACUGAAAAAGAUCAUUCCUUGAAAUUUUUCCUGGUAUUUCCAGGUCAACUCCAUGUCCUAAUGUGAAACAUGGAGAUGAAUGGGGAGAACCUACCAAUUGUGAAAAUGGCGACAAUUGUCCAUAUUGUCACACCAGAACUGAACAACAAUUUCACCCAGAGGUAAGAAUAAACAUAACUUGGAAGUGUGACUAACCCCAAAUAUAAUUUUUGGUAUGUGUAAUAUUUGAGUCAUUCUAAGAAGAAAUGUAAUGUAUCUUUAUAGUAAAAAACCUCAUCUUGAUCAACUUUUUCACUUUCAAAGUUUCCAAUUAUGAUGUCAUAAGGUGAAUUUUUGGUACAAAAAACAAAGGAAAACUAAUUUGCAAUUCAUCUAAUGACAUCAUAUCUGGAAACUUUGACAGUGAAAAAGUUGAUCAAGAUGGGAUUUUUUAUUAUAAAGAUAUAUUACAUUUCUUUUUCGAAUGACCUAAAUAUUACACAUACCAAAAAUCGUAUUUGUGGUUAGAAAGCGCUUGUGCACAACGUUGCUACACUAUUCGACAACUUUAAGGCGGUUUUCCACUAGGCGAAAUUUUUCGACCGAAUCGAAAUUUUCUUUUGUCUUACAAGCACUCAGAUGGAACUAAUCAGAAAUCUUUUGAAUUUGAACAAUAUAAAUUUCGGUUCGAUCGAAAAAUUUCACCUAGUGGAAAACCGCCUUUAGGCGAUUAGCUGAGCGCUGAAAUUCCUGACGCGUGGGCACAUCACUCAUAGUUACCUAAAAUCUGCAUGAAAGCAAGUGGUUAUGAUUUAGUUUUCGCAUCGUUGCAACAUUUAUUAUUGUCGAUUUCAAGUCACUUUUCAACGCGCGGUUCCCAAGUUCGUUGCGAACUUGCCAAUUACGUUUCCAAGUUCGGAAAUUGGACGCGAACUUCGCCACAAAGUUCUGCAAGUUCAAUGUUCAUACUCAAUAAUAAUAACCAAUUCAAUGAAAUACAAACCUUCUUGGUAGCCCACUGGACCAAGAACUUUCCAUUGAAUUGUUAAUUUCAACUUGAACUAUGAACAUUUGUUUACAAUAGUUCAAACAUUGAAAUGUACUUGCGAACUUUGUUGCGAAGUUCACGCCCAAUUUUUGAACUUGGAAACGUAAUUGGAAAGUUUGCAACGAACUUGGGAACCGCUCAUUGAAAAGUGACUUGAAAUUGAUAAUAAGAGUAAGGAGUAAGAAGUGACAUAUAUUAAAGAACUGAGCAUGUACCUUAGCCUCAAGGCCUUUAGUGCAUGUGCACAAAUUCAUGCCCCAACUCUGUUUGCAAAACAGUUUUACAUCUAGCCCUAACUGUUCUACUCAUUAACUAACUACAAAUACAAAAUAUGUUUUAUAGAUUUAUAAAUCAACUAAAUGUAAUGAUAUGCAACAAACUGGUUAUUGCCCCAGGGGGCCAUUUUGUGCAUUUGCACAUGUAGAACGUAAGUGGACUGUAGUAGUCGUUUGUGUAUCUACAAAAAUAUCUUCUUCGUUUAUUGAACUGGUGUGUUUAAAAUUCUAACUAUUAUUAUUAAUUAGAACUUUUGUUCUCAAUAAUUUUUGCAGAAGAAUUUUCAGUAUUAGAUGAGAAUGAUUAUGGACAGGUGAGACUUUAUCAAGAGACUAAUUGCAUAUUAGAAAUUGCACUAAUUGCAUGCAAGAGACUAAUUGCAUAUUAGAAAAGAUCUGUAUCUGACUUGUCUCCGGAGCUGCAGGAAAUUCGUUUGAAUGAAGAUUUGCUAUUGAAAAUUUGAAGGAAACCUUAACACCCAUGUCCCACUAUGGGCGCAACAACAUAUGAUUGACAGACAUUAUUCCUUGAAUUUAAAACCAUGGUCAGCUAGAACACUAUAUGUUUACGCACAUGAAGAUUUAGCCCAGAAAUACUCCGUUGAUCUGCAGGAAAUUUGUGUUUCCAGGUUGUGCUCCCAGGAAGAAAAUUCUUCUUUCCUUCACCGCCUGCAUGCUGCAAGCACAAACCUCCGUCGUGCAUUAACCGCUUCGCCAAAUCUUUUGUUCCACAGUUUAGCACAAGUUUAUCACAAAGCAGUCCUGGAAGUCAGAUUCCAAGUCAUGUGAACGUUCCUCAAGCCAAGACCUCGCGAUCUCUAUCAAUGUCGUCAAGUUAUUCUGGUGAAACGCCAUUGGCGGGAAGUUAUCCCAGAGCGCCUGGUUCAGAACGUUCCGAGUCGAGAAGUAGUUCAAGAGAUGCAGAUGAUUUAGUGAGUGUAAUAUCACUGGAUUGUAUGAGGGUGUUAAUGGGGUAUAUCGUGAGUCAUGAUUCACUCAAUUUCGGUUACCGUCAGUCGUGAAAACACUAAAAAUAUACCGUGAAGCGUGUGGGAAAAAUUACUGUUGAUCGUUUCAGAACACUUUUCAAAGAUUUACCGUCAAAAUACCAAAAUUUUUACCGUUUACUGAUUUUCAGACCCCAUCUAGACCCUCGAAUGAGAAAUAUUGAAUGAGAAAUUACCUUUUUACACUAAGAAACAUGAUUCAUCAGACAGAUGAUGUACAGUCAGAAAUGCUGUGCUGAGUGGUUAUAUUACUACCUUAAAAAACAAGCAGAAACUCGACGUUUCGAGCGAAGGCCCUUCGUCAAGAGUUAGGUACUCGACUCGGGCCUCGAAAUAAACGCCGGUCAUUGACCGGUAAAAUAUUCAGUUUGACCGGCGAAUAUUAUAUCGCUAACCAGACACGCAUGACCGGUGAAAUUUUGAAUGGGAAAAAGCGUACACGCGCGGAUUUUUGUUUCCCAAUUUACUGUCAUUUGUCAAUAAGGAGAUGCAAAUAAAUCACCACAGCUGGAAAGAACAUACUAAAAUGAGUAAAACUGCAAAGUUUAUUUGCGAAAUGUCGUAAAAUGCAGAAAAUAUAGCCUUGCAAAGUUUGCACAUUUUGUAUACUUUUGUAUUGCGUGCCGAAAUUGCUACCAUUUUCUGCUCAAACGUGAAACGUGGUAGCAAUUUCUGCACGUAAUACAAAAGUAUACAAAAUUUCCAAACUUUGCAAGGCUAUAUUUUCCGCAUUUUACAACAUUUCGCAACCAAACUUUGCAAUUUUACUAAUGUUAGUAUGCUCCUCCCAGGAAUGCACAUUUUUUGCCAAGAUAAAAAAUUAGUCUAUAAUGGGAAUUGUCUAUUACGAUAAUUUACUGGAAUUUUUUCUAUAUCAUUGUGAUAAUUUAGACGACAAUUAGGAAUAAAAUUGCUGCAAUUGAAAAUGAUCCGAAUUUGGACGAUUCUGAGAAAGCGAGAAGGAGACAGGUAGGUUAAACAGUAACAAUAAGAAGUAAUAAGAUAUAAAGAUCUAGCAAAUACAGUGUUCCUGCAUUGCCAUUAUGGUAUUAAUUUGAACACUUUAAAUAUAAAUAUAGUUGAAAUAAUGGCUUAAUUUGAACACGUUAUGUCCUGGAGCAUUUUUUAUACUUCUCCAGUCUAAAAUAUUAUCUUCUACGUAUGGCCAACCUAUUGAUCCACGUGAUUUUACCCAUCAGUCCACGAAUUGCCAUUAUUGUAUUAAUUUGAACACUUUAAGUACUAUUUAAAGCACGCGUAGGAGUGUUUUAUCACAUAUAAAACACGACGCGUAGCGGAGUGUUUUAUAUGUGAUAAAACACGACUACAAGUGCUUUAAAUGGCUUCAAAAACGACUCAUCUUAUACGAGUUCAUUGGUGAAGUAAUUUUUAAAAUAAACUUUGUCUAAACCGAGAAAAUCAAAGCUAAAGUUUAUGUAAAUUAACAUGAUUUUUUAUCACAUAUAAAACCACGACACGCUUAUGAUUUUUCUUUGUGUUUUCUCCUGAAUUAUUAAUGAGUUUUUGAAAUAAUGGCUUAAUUUGAACAUGCUAUGCCCUGGAGCAUUUUUUUAUACUUCUAAAGACACAGCAACACAUUCUUCCCGAACUGUUUUAAUAACCAGAAGAGUCUGUGUUAGUACGAUUGGAAAUUGACCAGCUGAUUCAUAGUUAGACCAACAGAAGAUCCAGUUUACUUUACUGUUUAAUAAACGAGCAGGAGUGUUUUUUGAAUUGGCUUUAGACCUAAUAAAACACGACCUGCGAGUUUAUUAAACGGCUUCAGACACGACUACAAAUUCAAUAGAUAUACUGCCUUAUUAGCAUUCUUUAUAUAAAGAAUACUAAUGAGGACACGACUACAAUAGAUACUGCCUUAUGGUAAAUACUGCCUCAGGUUUAAAGCCACUGCACGUGACAUUUUAUGGUUGACAUGAUUUGUCAAUAAGCUUAUGAAUUAUUAAUGAGUGUUUGAAAUAAAGUUCGUGUUUCUUCCUGUGAUAACACUGAAUCAGUAUUAUUUAAUUAUUAUUUAAUUUCCUCACAUCGGACACUUGUAUGAAAAGAGUCAGUCAACGCUCUACCGAAAGUCGUGGAUUUUCUCCGGGUACUCCGAUUUCCUCCCACAGGGAAUGUUGACAGGGUGGGUUGGGAUUAGCCCCCUAACUGACCCUUCCACCGUAUAGCUGUGCUCCGUGAUCAGACAUGAGUUAUAAGGUGGCUGCCUCCAGAGGCGCCCUUAGAAAGCCUUCAACUGAAUCAGGUUGAGCUGUGUCCUUCGCAAUUUAGCUUAGCUCUCAGCUGCAAGUAAGAAUGAUUAGGGAGAAUAUUAGUUAGAGCUAUCCAGUACAAGUAAAGUUAGUAUCGUUUAUAACGAAUUGAUCUCGUCAUUGGCAUGUUUGUUUAGUCACUAUUGUCAAUGCGUUGUCCACUCUCUUCGUCAUCCUCGGCUGGUUCUGUUCCUUCAACGCCAGUAACCUCCGUUUCUGUGAGCGCCAUUCCCUUUUACCCGGCCGCAGACACUGUGGAAUCUGUAGUGGAGAAGGCUUUAGAUGAACUGCAUUUUGAUGACUUUGAUGUCUCAGAUCUAGAGAAAGAACUUAACGGUAGCACGUCACUGCCAGGUAUUGUUGUUGUUUGUUGGUUGCUGUUGUUGUUGUUGUUGUUGUUGUUGUUGUUGUUGUUGUUGUUGUUGUUGUUGUUGUUGUUGUUGUUGUUGUUGUUGUUGUUGUUGUUGUUGUUGUUGUUGUUGUUGUUGUUGUUGUUGUUGUUGUUGCUGUUGCUGCUGCUGCUGCUGUUGCUGUUGCUGUUGCUGUUGCUGUUGCUGUUGCUGUUGCUUGUUGUUGCUGCUGUUGCUUGUUGUUGCUGCUGUUGCUUGUUGUUGUUGCUGUUGCUUGUUGUUGUUUGUUGUUGUUUGUUGUUGAUAAUAUUCAAUUCGAUUCCAUAUUCAAUUGUUAGGUGCAGAUGUAUUCACGAGUGCGUACCAAGGUUUAUCAAUCAAUCCCGUGGGGUGUACCCCUCCGUUGUCAAUACCCGGAGCGAUGUCAGAGCCCUCACCACAACAGUCCUUCACCCCUCAAUCACCAUGUUCGCCCAGGGAUCAAUUUUCACCUUUCUCAUCCAAGAUGGUAAGUGGCCGCUAUUAUAAGGGACCGCUCAUUAUUUAUAGGGGGGGGGGCAUGGACGGAUUUUCUGCGGGGUGGGUGCAGGAGGGUGUGCGCCCCCCAAGGAUAUUUCCCCCCCCAAAAAAAAAAGACUUUACCAGUCCAAAAAGACCGUUAGAGAGGCAGUUUUGAUUGAACUGAUAGAGCUAUCCAGUAUAAGUAUACUUGUUUAGCUAAGGGUCCCUCACUCCCUCCUGUAAUACAGUUGAUUUCAUGAAACUUUGGCCGCGCCAGUUGCGAGGUUGGUUGGGAUGUUUGGGAACUAUAAACAAAAUCGUUUGCAAUUUGCGAACUUGCUUGCGAACUUUGUUCGGAAUUUCAUAACGAAUUUCGAUAAUUUGAUGCGAAACUUCCGAAUUUGAUUGGCCAGUUUCCAAUCAACUUGAUGAUCUCGUGUUUAUAGUUCCCAAAUUCCCAACCAACCUCGCAGCUGGCGUGGCCAAAGUUUCGUGAAAUCAACUGUAACACUGGAAUAAAAAAUGAUGGAUCUCACUGAACUUCUAUGGAGAAAUGAAUAGUUCAGAACUAUAAUAGAACUAUUAAGUAUCAAUAAAAUAGGAGAGCACCAUAUUACAUUAACCAUAUUUUGAUGCAUCGAAUGCAUCCCUAAAAUAAACUUAGUUUAGUUUAGGCAUUAGUUCAGGCUGUCCUAUGGUGCAUGGUUAAGAUUUAGUUACUGACAAGAGAGUUUUGUGUGAAAAGCUGCUCUGAAGAACCUUGUUCAUACCAUGUUUCAGGGUAGCAAUCCGUACCGAAACAGUCCAACCAUGAGAAGCUAUCCCAGUGGACUGCUCAGCGACCCCUUUGGCCCUCCCAUUCCCUCACCAAAACAACAACCCUCUCCCCAACUCACCUCCCCCCUCGCCUUAUCUGGUAGUCAAGCAGACAUCGAUAAGCUAUCCCAAGAACUCUCGGCCGCGCAUGUCAAACUAGCGUCCUGGGAACAAGCCUGGACGAAAGCGAGGCAGGCGUGCGAGGCGUGGAAGAAGGAAGCUGACCAGGCUGAGGGCCGCGCGAGAAAAGCUGAGCAGGAAAGACUGGAACUAUCUCUUAAACUAGAACAGGUAAAGUAGACCUAUGUCAUUGAAAGGUAUAUCAGGGUUCGUAGCGGUCUUUGAAAUCCUUGAAAGUGCAGGUCUUUAACUUUUAAGGUCUUUGAAAAGUCUUUGAAUUGUGUGAAAACGCGAAGAAAGUCUUUAAAAGUCUUUAGAUUCUUUAGUAAGUGUUUGAUUAUACGAUUUCCUAGCUAAUAAAAUAGGUUGAUUGAAGAGCAAGGUUUUCGCAAUAUCGACGAAAAGGCGCAUUUUAGGAUGUGAUUUGACGCGACUAAGUACCGGGUAACAAUGGCGCUUCCACUCGCAAUUUUUCGACAGCAGAUUGCUCUGAAAGGUCUUUGAAAAGUCUUUGAAAAUAGGCAGAAAAAAAUCUUUGAAUUUUUUGCUCUUGGAGACUACGAACCCUGUAUAUAUCUACACACAUAAAAACGCACAAGUUGUAACAAACCUGCAGCAGACUUGUGGCAAUGCUGUUCCAACAACUUGUCAACAGGAUGCGUUCGCAGUGCUUGUUGCCAGCUUGUUGACAAGUUGUCAACGGCUUGUUGACAAUUUGCUAUAAGGUUCUUGAGCUCAGCAGACUUGUUACAAGUUGUUCCAACAACUUGUUAUCGUCCUGCAAUUCAACAACUUGUUAACAAGUUGCGAGUGACAACCUUGUAGCAACUUUAUAAAAUAACAGCAUUGUUACAACUUGUUGAGAAGCUUGCUACAAGCCUGAUGGGAACACAUCUUGUUGACAAGUUGUGAGACUUGCACGUUUGUAGGUGAAAGACACUUGCUCUGCGCCACCAGAGCCCCAUUGUAAUAUGAGCUCCCAUAAAUAUGUGGUCAUGUUUAUAGGAACACCUCUUAUUAAUAGGAAUCGUUUAAAUAAGUAGGUUGGUAUUUGACUUUAUUUCAAGAUGGCUAUAUACACUUGGCCGUUGUUAUUGACACCAUUGAUAAUCUAGUGGCCCUCAAAGAGGUUGCUAUUGAUUGGCUUCUAUAUUGAUUGACUUCUGUUAUUAUAAGAGGUAUUAUUGAUAAGUGGUUUUAUAAUAGACCUUUCUUAGCGACACUUUGCAAUGCAAUGUUUUUUAUGAAAUUUAUUGGCUCACCAACGACUUGCAAUUGUCCUGUGGGAGAUCGCAUGCCGGUCAUAAGACAGGUCUAUUGAUAUUGAUAUUAGUUUGUAAAGAAUUGCUAUUAACAGGCCCGUAACUAGGAUUUUAGAUUUACCGAGUCAAGGCGGGGCAUGCUCCUCCAGAAAAUAUUUGAUUUUCUAAGGCUUAGAAUUUAGAAACGCUAUUUCCUGCAUUCUGGGAGGAAUUUUAACAAAAAAUAAGUAAUGAUAAACACUGACACAAUGACGAUAAUUUCAUAGUUUUCCUGCAUUCUGAGAGCAGUUUUCAAAGAAACAAUCAAUCGCAUAAACAGUGACACAAUGACUAUAUAAUUUCAUAGUGUGUCUCACAAUUGUACUGCAAGUAUCCAAUCAUAAGAAUUCAAGUACUCUUGGUCCAACAUGAUCAGGUGCAUAAUAAAAAUGUAUUUGUGGUAAUAUUUGGGACGCUAAUUCGUACCUUCAUCAGAAAUUGAAUAAAUUUUAUUCAGAAUCUGUUUUCUCUAAACUUGAAGUCUUCUGGUUUUGAAUUUUUUCACAAAAAAUCUUACCAAGUCAACUGACUCGGUUGACUCAUAGCUAGUUACGGGCCUGAUUGACAAGCAAUCUAUUAAUAAUCAACUAAAACUUUCUGGUAAGAAUUUCCUAUCACAAGAACCUUUAACAGGAAUUUCAAUUAAUAAAUUGUAUUAUAUUGUUGUUCGAUUUUAUUGCAAUUCAAAAUCAUUUGUGGCCAGACUAAAAAAAAACAUCAUUCCAUAGCAAUAGUCUCGAGAGCGAAUGGAAUGUAGUCUUUGUCUUGCAAGUACUAUCAUUCUCUAUGCCCUCAACUAUUUGUGGCUAACUGCAAAGUCUGCAUACUGGCGGAUUUCAUGUUUUAAAGGGUGAGAGCGAUGAAAUGGCCAAUGGGGGUGAUUCCAGCUAUAGACUAAAUUUUGAUCUAGGCAUGAGGGACGAAAUCCAACACCACAGCUAGAAAGAGCAUCGUAGAAUGAGUAAACUUGCUAAGAUUGGUUGCGAAAUGUUGUAAAAUGAAGAAAAUAUAGCCCUGUGAAGUUCGCAAAUUUUGUAUAUAUUUGUAUUACGCACGGUAAAAAUAACCACUUUCGGCUCAAAAAUGGUUAUUUUUCCCGCGCGUUAUGCAAAUAUAUACAAAAUUUGCGAACUUCACAGGGCUAUAUUUUCCUUAUUUUACAACAAUUCGCAACCAAACUUUGCAAUUUUACUCAUUUUAAGAUGCUCUUUCCAGCUAUGGUAAUGGAUUUCGUUCUUCUUGUCUAGAUCAAAAUUUCGUCUAUAGCUGGAAUCAUCUAUUCAGUCUGUUUGGAGAAAAAGAACUCGUUAAACUGUGAAAUAAGUCAUUUUACAAUAUUUAGCUGACCUUCGACUUUGUGCAGUGUGUUUUCGUAUUCAAAUAGCACUUUUCCUACCUCCUGAACAAGUGUCUUAGGGGUGCUUUACUUUGCUUAUGUAAUGGAAGGCGGGGUGAGGCAGCACUUUCCUUGCGAUAGUAAUUUCUAGUUUUACAACUUUUCUUUAUCUCUUGUCAUUCUCAAGAUGUUUUAGUUUUUUUCGUCUCCUGUCUUCCGAAACGUCGACGUUUUACUUUCAGGUAGUUCAGUGUCCCUCGCAAUCCUCAGUUUCCAAAUGAAGUAAAUCUAUGACGUCACAAGCUGGUAAACUUUUUUCUAACAUGGCAGUCAGCCAAAGUCAUAAGGCUCACUGUUCAGAAUAGAUCAGAUCGUACAGAUCUAUAUCGAUGAUUCAAUUGACUAAUCUUGCAUACAAAAACAUGAACUUUUUAAGAGUCCUGUGGACUGUCGAAAAGUUGACCCAGCUUGUGAGGUCAUCUCAUUAACAUAUCAAGCGAACUGAAAUAGCGUUUAACCAAAGAAAGAUAUAAAAAUCUUGUAAAAUGCCUUAUUCUACCGGGUGUCCCCCCAAAACUGGACACUGUUUGAUUUCAUGUAACGUAAAAGCUAUAAAAGCUAUCGCAAUGAAAUAACGAUCAUUGCGUUCAGAAAGGACUAACGUAGAUUUUAAUAUAUAGCACUUGAAUUUACAUGCAAUAUUGACUGCGCUAUUGAUGUUUGAACGUUGAACUACUGUUUUUGAAAAUGUCAAAAAUUAGCAUAAAACAACCUUAUAAUUACCGAUGUAGUUAUACUUGUUACAUAAUAAAUAUUUUUAUUUUGGUUGUAUCUCCCUCAAUAUUGCAUGUAAAUUCAAGUGUUAUAUAUCAAAAUCUAAGUUGGUCCUUUCUAAAUGCAAUGAUCUUUAUUUCAUUGCGAUACCUUUUGUAGUGUUUACGUUGCAUGAAAUCAAAUAGUGUCCGCGUUUUUUUGGGACACCCGGUAGGAGUUGUUUCAAUCUAAACGUCCUUAAUUUUUGCUGCUAAUACCCUUUAACGUACUCGACGUUAUUUGUGUAUAUAAUUCAUUGCAUUAUCUUCUCCUUCAGACUCCACAAAUUGGGACAGAAGACGGCGAUGGCGGUGCAAUUGGUGAACGUUCUUAUCUUCAAAUUUUAAAUAAAUCUAGUGAUAUUGAAAAAGAACCUCUUACCGUCUUAAAACAGAUACAACAACAUUUAAGAAUGGAUAGCGAGAGAUUAGAUAGGGUAAGUAGGGUGUUGUGUGUACAAUAGACGUAUUUGAAUAAUGCCAUGCCCGUUGUCACCCCAAAUCAUCCACAUGUAUAAUUUAUUAACUUUACAACCUGAACUAACUAUUCUGAACCAACUAACUAUUUGUUGACUAUGUUUAUUUAUUAACUGAACAACAUGAACAAAUACUACCGGGUGUCCCCCAAAAAACUGGACUCUGUUUGAUUUCAUGUAACGUAAAAGCUAUAAAAGGGCUAUCGCAAUGAAAUACAGAUCAUUGCAUUCAGAAAGGACUAACUUAGAUUUUGAUAUAUAACACUUGAACUUACCUGCAAUAUUGAGCGAGAUACAACUGUUUCAAUUUGAAUGCGUUUUAGGAGUUGGUGAAAACCCAGUAAAAAUUGGCUAAUUACAAGGUUAUUUUAUAGUCAAUAUUGCAUGUAAAUUCAAGUGCUAUAUAUAUCAAAAUCUAAGUUAGUCCUUUGACUCCUUUCUGAAUGCAAUGAUCGUUAUUGCGAUAAAUUUUAUAUCUUUUACGUUACAUGAAAUCAAACAGUGUCCAGUUUUUUAUGUAAAAAAGUGAAUAAAUUGAUUUUAUUUUGAUUUGAUUGUAAGACACCCGCCCAGAGACUAGAGUGUUCCACAUUGAAGUUUCCUCACUGACCUCACAUAUGGUAAACUUUUCUCACAUGUAUAUCUGCAGGCAUACAAUAAUUCGAAGUAAAUUCUCUAUUUCUUCUAGGUAAUAUAUUGUCGUGAAUGGUUGCAUUGUGUUGUUUGCAAGGUGGAAAGAAGAUGUAUGGUAACGUGUCCUUGUAAUCAUUGUAUUGUGUGUGAGAACUGUUCCAUCACUCUUAUCGACUGUCCGCAAUGCCAUGCGCAAAUAUCACAAAAAAUCCGAAUCGAUUUAGGUUUAUAAAAAGUCCUAUGGGGGCCUGUUCUUACCAGCAUGGCAAUUGGGCGUGGCUACAGAAAUACUGGUUAAACCGGUUUCGUAACUUGUUAAUGUGAACUUUUAGUAAAGAUUGCCAAUUGUCCAGGACUCGAUCAAACUUCAUCCAGUCCUAGGAUUUGAUCAAAUAUAUUACUACCCUGAUUUAUCAUUUGAUUCCUCAAUGAGCAUGAGGAAAUCGAUGCAUCACAUAUAAUUGCCUGCCAGGCUGGUGAAAGCAGGCCCUAAUAUAAAUUAAUUUAUUUGAAAAAAAGGUACGUAGUUGUUUGUUAGCACUUUAAAAAGAUAGCAGUCCAUUUUAUUUGGGCGUAUUAAUAUUCCCACAUAUAAUUAGUGUCUAAUUUUAAUUCUAUAUUAAGGUGAUAUAGUUCGUUGUUGUUAAUUGUGCCCUGCGCCGUAUGUUGGGUGGCAAAUUAUAUUUUACCGGGCCGAUUUGAGCAGAGUUGAGAUGUUGCUUAGCAACAUCAACCGGUGUUGUCUGGCAACAGUGAGUUGCCUAGCAACGCAAGUUGUCAAGAAUUGCUUAGCAUCAAGAGUUGCCUAGCAACCGAUAGUUGCUUAGCAGCAGAGAGAGACAGUGUCAAAUCUGCCCGCUAAAAUACUGCCCCAAAAGGUUGUUUCCACACUAUGGGCAAAUAGAGAGUUUUUAGAUCUUUUCCAAGGCUUAGUACGAGUUUUCUAAUUUCCAUCAUAGAAUAACGGGUAAAAACGGACGAAAAUUGUUUACUAUUCAGCAUCAAUUUAGAUAUUUGGUAAAGAAACUGGUCUACUUUCCUUAGUCAGGUUUUCCCGACCGAUUCCCGCAUGAAGUUAUAAUUUAAAGUUUGACCAGAUAUUUUUGUAUUCUCGUACUAGACCUUACAUUGGAUCUAAGCUUUCUUAUCGUUAAAUUAGUUAGGGUGUUGUUAAAAGUAGAAACUAUUUAACUUGUUUUCUAAAUAUCUCUGGUGAUAAUUUUGCUUUAUAAAAUUUUAAAUGUCUUAACGUCGCUAAGCUGUUUCAGUGAAAGAACGUGUUGUGCGAAAGACUUGUUCGAGGUAAGACUAUUGAAUAUAAGGUUUUCAGAUUUGAUGUACUAAGGUGGCUCUAUGCAGAUUUUAGUUGAUAUAUAACCUAGGUCUAGCAAAAAAAUCCUGUGGUUCGGUUUCAUGUUCUGAAAAAACCCGGAAUAGAUUGGUCAGAAAACAAGAUAUGAAGAUUGUUUUACUUCACAUUGGUCAGUAAUGGCCAUGGGUGUCAUGAUCAGUUGGCAUUGUCACAACACAUAAGUACUUCAGGAAGCGAUAACCUGUGGCAAUGGUCGCCAUUUUUGGCGUCAUGUUGUAUCAUAAAGCGAGCAACAAAAAGUAGGGUCGGUAUAGGUAAGCAACCAACCCAACCACAUCCAAAAAACAUGAUGGUUGACGAUCGAGAAACCAGAACCACAGCAUAUUUUUGUUAGGCCCUAUUAAUGUAAACUGGAUUUAGUUUCUGUUGUGUCUCAAGGAAGGAAGACGAUUUCGUCUCGGUCAUACGCCCGUAUUCUAAAAGCUCACUCACACUCACACUCAAUGAGUGUAGGUUCAAUCUGAGCUUCUCUUGAGUGUCAAUGCUGUUUUUGAAUAGCUGGAGGGUGAGCAGUCACAUAGUAAGGUACGACACUAGCCCUCCUGCUAUUCAAAAACAGCAAUGACACUCGAGAGAAGCUCAAAUUGAACUUCCACUCAUUGAGUGUGAGUGUGAGUGAGCUUUUAGAAUACGGGCGAUAGUUUUGUUUCAAGUCGUUGUUUACAUAAAAACACUUUUAAUUGCUCUGGGUUGCAUUUUCGAAAGAAACAAAAAAAAAGAUUUUCGACUCUGUUUCGUGUAAACAUGUUGUAUGCAGUUUCAAUUUUCGUCCAUAGUUCGCCACUGUAACUCGAAAACGUCAGAUUCACAAAUCGUACAGAAAGAAUAAAUAUCUGUUGUUUCUAUGGAUCCAGAGCCACCUUAAUAUCAUCAUGAAUUUGAUUUCUAAGUUGUGUGUAUAAGGCAGACUGUAUAGGAAAAUGCUCGUGAAGAACAAUAGGUUAACUGCUUGCUUCAAUAAUAUAUAUAUACAUUUUAUAGUGAAUAUUUCAUAAAGUAGGUUAUUUCUAAAUUUUGAUCCUAUAUAGAUAUAUAGAAUGAGGAGUAUGAAUUGGUACAAUCUUUUGUUUUCUAUCAAGGGAAACUAUGAAAUUUACUCCAAAAUUUCUGAAAUGUUUCUGACGAAUGUUUCCUGGUUUGGCCACCUUUAACAGGAAAUAUGGCUUUGAAAAACCAACGUCCCCUGUUUUGCCCACCUCUGGGAAAUUUGGCUAUAUGGUCAUUAUUCUUCUAACCUUCUCAAGAGACAAAAAAAAACAAGGUUUCUUGGUUUGACCUCGAACAAAAACCUUUUCGAAUUUGCCCAGGGCAUAACGUUUCGAAACGCACUUGAAAAAGUUAGGUUUCCUUUGUUGAAGCUAAAAUUGUGUAAGACAGAUUACCAAGUUUCAACACAGCUUUAGUUCGAAAAAAAACUUUUUUAUACUCCUCAUUCUGCUUAAUUAAAUAUGACAAAACGUUUAACAAAAAUAUUACUAGCUCUUAAUAAUCUCAAUAUACUGCAUGUUGUAAUGUUAAAUACUAUAUAAUUCCUUUUGUUGAAAGCAUCAUGUUUUCAUAGCUACCAUUUUACAGGGCAAUUUCAUGAUAUAUAAACAACCCAAAGUUCUAGAAUACAAUAAAAGUAAUUUUUCAAAACUAACCGUGAAGCUAACUUUAACGUUUCAUUUUUGCAAUUUUCAAAUUUCAGCUUUGCAAUUUUCAAAUUGCAUGUACAAAUUUUUGACAAUAUACAUUGGGACAAUUUAGUUUUUACAUGCACUCAGAUGUACCAUUUCUUGAAACAUUUACUCCCCCCCCCCAUUUCAAUGUUGGCGUCUUGCAACCCAAGACAUCAGUUUUUUGUGGGCCCAACAUUAAACUGAGGUAAUGGGGGCGCUAUGCCCUUAAAAUUGUGUGAAACUACAGCAUAUGUCCCGUAGUUUUUGCAAGGAUUGUAUAUAGUAUCAUUGCAAAUUGUCGCUACACAUGAAAAAGGCCUUGGGUUUGGUGAACAUUUAGGACCAUACUGUACAUCUACCAUACUUGACUCACUUUCCGCACCAGUGAGUAAUCAGACCCGGCCAGGGACUUUCAGUUAUACUGGUAUUCAGACCAGUAUACUUUUGGUAUGCAGUAUUUUAUUGUUAAAAUAGUACUUGAAGUAUGGGUAUAAAGUAUCCUGUAUUUACUCAAGAUCAGUAUAGCCUUGACGUUAGGCAUGCUGGUAUAUUGUACCAGUAUUAGUGAGUAUAUGAUAUUCUGGUAACCCCCUGGCUAGGUCUGAUUAAUGGUCGCAUACACUGAUCGAUUCUGAAUUUGGGUUGUUCGUAUAUCAUGAAAAUUGUCCAUUUUUAGCCGCUUUGCACUUUGCGUGCAACAGUUGACGUGUUACUGUCGGGUUCUUAAAUAUCUCAAGGAUUUUGGAGUCGUUUUGUAGAUAGUUAUUUAUUGUAAAAUGCAUUGUUUAUUGUUUACAAGUAAACAAUUGCUUUGUAGUGUCUAAUUAUUAUUAGAGAGAUUUAUUGCAUUGAACAAUGUUCUAGGUUGUAUCAAUUUAAAAUAUAUUUCUUUAAAAAGGAAAAGUAGAUGCUUGUAUGGGUCCACAGUGAUUGUAUUUUAUUUGCUAAUUGCUAACCAGGUGAUCUUGAUACGCGGAAAAGUACUGGCACUAGUUGUCAAAUAGAAAUCCAUUUUAUGAUUAAAACAACUGAAUAUCUCCUGUAAUAUACUUUAUUUCGAUUCCAAAUUUUUGUCAGAGCUAUAGUUCUCAUAACCAAACAUAAUUACAAAAUUUCAACUAGUUUCAUAAAGAAUAACGAAAGAUAUAAUUGACUGAAUACAUCAAAAUGGAUUUCUAUUCGGACAACCCUUUCUGAGCGCUGAUUGGCUAAAAUACGACCUCCUAGUCUAUAAACUGUGAUAUAACCUGGCUAGCCAGGAUAAAUCGCGUCAUUAAAUUUUUUCCUCA